AUGAUGGCUAGCGCUAAGCGCACUUGUGAAGGCUUAAUUGACUUCGAGUUCAAUGAAGCAAAGUAUGAUUCCAGUAAUCCUUUGGUAUUACCUGGGAAGGAUGAAUCCCUAUCUAAAAGAAAACGCCCAUCGAACCCCGACCAAAUUGUACAAAGCCAAAUUUUAUCUAAAAAGCGACGUAAAGAGUUGAUAAGAAAAGUAGCUCAGAAAGAAAAGAAACUCUCGCGUUCAGAGUUGUGGAAGGAAUUAGAAGAGUACAAAAAGCCUGAGACUGCCCCACAUAUUUCUGUCUUGCCUCUGUUCAACAAACUUAAAAGAACAGAAAAAAAAGCAACCAAUUCCAGUAUCAGGGGAAAAUCUUGGAAACGGCAGUGUGAUGAUAUAUCAGAUUCUUCCAAAUCUACAGACGAAUAUAGCAGUGAUGAAUCUGUUUCAGCGAACGAAAUUUCUUUUACUCCUGUGGUCUCAGAACAAGAUCAAGCUAAAAAUGAAGUUAACACACCCACCCCAAAAAUUCCUGAACACAGUAAUGAAACUGAAACUCUUGAGACAGGAAAAGUUUCUAAACCUGCUCGGUUUGUCCUUGUUUCAAGAACACCUGAGGUUGUAGCGUCUCGUCUCGCUCUACCUAUUUUGUCUGAUGAAGCAACUAUUAUGGAAAGUAUCAGUGAAAACGAUUGUGUCAUAAUAUGUGGCGCUACAGGCUGUGGUAAAACUACACAAGUUCCGCAGUUUCUGUAUGAGGCGGGUUAUGCUACAGAGGGGUAUAUGAUUGGAAUAACAGAACCCCGCCGUGUGGCUGCGAUAUCUAUGGCAAAUCGAGUUGGCGAGGAAUUGAAUUUAACGCCUAGUCAAGUUUCCUACCAUAUACGAUACGACAAAGAAGUAACCAAAGAAACGUUAAUAAAAUUUAUGACAGACGGAAUAUUGUUACAGGAAAUAAAACAGGACUUUGAAUUAUCAAAAUAUUCUGCCAUAAUUGUGGAUGAAGCUCAUGAGCGUUCAAUUUACUCUGAUGUUAUUCUUGGUCUCAUAUCAAUGGUGGUAAGAUUACGUCGUCGAAGGUUUACCGACAACAUACCGACAAACGGUAAAGUACUGUUACCACUGAAAUUGAUUAUCAUGUCUGCAACUUUAAAAGUAGAUGAUUUUGCAGGAAAUCGUCGUUUGUUUCCGCAUAGUCCACCACCAGUAAUUCAUGUUGAAUCACGUCAGUAUCCUGUAGCAUGUCAUUUUGCCAAAGUAACACAUCCAGAUUAUCUGAAAGCUGCAUUUCGAAAGAUUGUAUCAAUUCAUAAAACUUCACCACCUGGUGGAAUUCUAGUGUUUGUUACUGGUCAACAAGAAGCAAAUACACUUUGCAAUUGGCUUACACGAGCAUUUCCCAAACUGGAUGAUCAAAUGGUGGAUGUAACCAAUGACAAAUCUAAUAAAAGUUAUGGACAUCGAAAAGAACGAAAGAAAUCAAAUGAACCUAUCAAACCAAUUGCUUCAUCGAAUUCAUCAAAUAAUACUGUUUUAGAAGAAAAAGAUCAUAUUAAUGUGGGCAUUGAUUUAAAUAACUUUGAUAUUAUUCCUGCUGAUGAGGAGACAGAAAUUGGUCAUACUCGAAUCAAGUCUAAAGAAGUUGUUGCGUCAAAAGAAAAACAGUCGAAUAAUGUUACUUUUGAAACUGUAGGUGAUAGUGAUGUUGAAGAGAUUGGUGAAGAUGAUGAUAUACUGGGGCAAAUUAAUGAAAUUCGUAAUGAAUCUUAUCCAGGACCAGUUUAUGCUUUACCAUUUUAUUCAUUAUUACCACCGGAACGUCAACAAAGCGUAUUUCAACCACCACCUGAAAAUCAUCGUCUUAUUGUUGUAGCUACUAAUGUUGCAGAGACUUCAAUAACAAUCCCAAAUAUUCGAUUUGUUGUAGAUACCGGCAAGGUAAAAACCAAAGUUUACGAACCAGCUACUGGAACUUCCAGUUUUGAAAUUAUCUGGAUUAGUCAAGCAUCGGCUGAACAACGUGCAGGACGAGCUGGUCGUGUUGGUCCGGGUCAUUGUUAUCGUCUUUAUAGUUCACAAAUUUUUUCAAGUAUGAAACAAUUCUCUACUCCUGAUAUAUUGUCACGUCCAAUCGAUGAAGUAGUUUUAAUGUUAAAGUUGUACCUGGGCAAUACGAAACUCACAUUGUUUCCUUUACCAACUCCUCCUUCACCACAAGCAAUUGAAGUAGCUGAACGUCGACUGAUUGCUCUCGGUGCCUUAAAAGAGAUUACCAAUGCUUCUGGAGGUGUAUCUCGUAUAAUUACAGACGCUGGUAAAUGGAUGACACGUGUUCCAGUCCCUGCACGCUUUGCACGAAUGUUAUUAUUUGCAAAUCAGUGUCAAUUAAUGCCAUAUGCUGUAAUACUAGUUGCUGCUUUAUCUGUACCAAAUCUCUUCGUAUCUCAAGUUUCAGACAUACCUCUUUCAGAACAAGAGAAAACUUUUCAGUCGAAUUUUGUUCAACAGUUUGUCAGAAAAAAAGAAGAUUUAUGCUUAGGAGAUCUUUCAGUAUUACUAGGAACUAUAUGUUGUUUAGAGCGCUAUUCAGCUCAGCUCAGCGGACUGACUCCUGCAGAGCCUGGUAUAACUGAAUCUGUUGGUGGGAAAACCUAUGUGUCACGUGAUCCUGAAGGUGCAUUACGACAGCUUGUUCAUCGAUGUGGUGUUCGAUGGAAUGCAUAUAAAGAAGUUAGACAGCUUCGCAAACAACUAACCGAUAUUUUGAAUGUGAUUAUUCCAGAUCUUGGCCUUUCAAUUGAUUUAUGCUUACCUAAACCUAGUGAUUUCCAAAUGAAUCAACUAAGACAACUGUUUCUUGUUGGUUCACCUUGUCAAAUUGCUAAAAAGUUAAAUGUUCCUGUUACUGGCUUACCAGGUAGUGAACGCCGUAGAUUACGUUACGCUUAUGAAAUUCCUGGCAAACAAGGACCUGUAUUUAUUGAUUCGAAUUCCCCUUUGGCACGCGAAAACUUCUCCUUCGUUGCUUAUUUAGAACUACACACUACUUCAAAAUCAUAUCUACGCUCUGUUUGUGCUAUUGAUCCUGGAUGGAUACCAUUCUUGGCACCUCAUAGUUAUGCAGUCAAUGAGCUUGUAUUGACAGAUAAUGUUGAAACCAUUGAAAAAAAGUCUGAAAAUCUUAGUGUAUCUAACGAAUUGAAUGUGAAUGCAAGUGACGAUGAUGAUGAUAAUGAUGGUAAUCAUGGUUCUAAAUCUACUGCAAAUACACCAAACUCUCUUGUAUCCCUUCCUACACCACAUUAUGAUUCAGAACGUGAUAUUAUUGUUACAGGUGCAAAAUCUAUUACAUAUAUUGGAUUAGGUAUUGUUCCUGAAUCUAGUGCACCUUUUGAUAAUCAAUUUUUGGAUCUACCGAGUUCAGUUCUUGUUCCUAUAAACAGUAUUGCUGCAGCUCAAUCAUUAGGCUAUAAGGAAUCAUUAACAUGGAGUGUUCGAUGGUUUACUCGUUACCUUUUAGAAGGGCUAAUAUUUCCUGAAUUGAAAAAUUGGUUUCCUUUAAAAUUGAAAAAGAGUAUUUCACCACAAAUUGUAACGGUUUCAUGGGGAAUCAUUCGCCCUGAAGUGCGUUCUAUGAUAUCUCUCCUUGUUACCGACAAGAUCGAUUCAAAGAGGAAACUGUUACAGCAGUGGGAAUCCGACACCCAAUAUCUUUCAAAAGAACUGGCUUCUUGGAUACGCCCGGAAUAUAUCAAUGAUUUCCAUGCAUCGUGGCCACUGAUCCAAAAUCGCUCCACAUCUUGAAUCUGAAGUGCAGUUUCGAACUUGUAAAGUAUUUUUUAUCUUUACUAUUGUCUUUCUUCUCAAUACAUAUGUACA
This is a messenger RNA of Schistosoma turkestanicum, 3864 nucleotides long. The record is from the annotation of a GenBank genome assembly. NCBI's taxonomy places the organism in Eukaryota, Metazoa, Platyhelminthes, Trematoda, Strigeidida, Schistosomatidae.